Aspergillus alliaceus is the source of this 2274-nucleotide messenger RNA. Its product is annotated as proline--tRNA ligase. The transcript is spliced from 4 exons. Gene Ontology annotation, molecular function: ATP binding; proline-tRNA ligase activity. Bases 54 to 1862 code for a protein of 602 amino acids. Gene Ontology annotation, cellular component: aminoacyl-tRNA synthetase multienzyme complex; cytoplasm. The record is from RefSeq and is a predicted model, not a curated record. NCBI's taxonomy places the organism in Eukaryota, Fungi, Ascomycota, Eurotiomycetes, Eurotiales, Aspergillaceae. Gene Ontology annotation, biological process: prolyl-tRNA aminoacylation.
CUCCGCCUUCUUGACUCAUUUUGCUCCUUACUCCUCAGCAGCUCCUCUACAGCAUGGCGAGUCAAGCUCCUGCUGAUACCCCGGUCGCUUCUGACGCGGCGGUAACUCAGACCCUCCCUGACCGCACCCAAAUCCCCGCUGAUAAGGAUGCUCCUCAGGGAGAUGUCUCGAAGAAUGCUGCAAAGAAGGCUGCCAAGGCAGCAGAACUCGCCGCCAAGAAGGCUGAGAAGGCUGCUAACAAGGGAUCUGGAAAGCAGGAACCCAGGAAGCCCGCUGCGAAGGCUCCGAAGAAGAAGAUUGACGGUGCUGCGCUGAUUGGCAUUGAUGUCUCCAAGGAAGAGGAUUUCCCAGGAUGGUAUCAGCAAGUUCUUACAAAGGGUGACAUGCUCGACUACUAUGAUGUUUCGGGAUGCUUCAUUCUCAAGCCCGCUUCGUACUUUAUCUGGGAAGAGAUUCAGAACUGGUUCAACGCGCGCAUCAAGAAGAUUGGCGUCAAGAACUGCUCAUUCCCUCUUUUCGUCUCCGAAGAUGUCCUGAACAGGGAAAAGGAUCACAUUGAAGGCUUCGCUGCUGAAGUCGCUUGGGUGACACAUGCCGGCUCUACUCCUCUUGAGAAGAAGAUCGCUAUCCGUCCGACAUCGGAGACUGUUAUGUAUCCUUACUAUGCCAAGUGGAUCAGGAGUCACCGUGACUUACCCCUCAAACUAAACCAGUGGAACUCCGUCGUCCGGUGGGAGUUCAAGCACCCCCAGCCUUUCCUCCGAACCCGUGAAUUCCUUUGGCAGGAAGGACACACGGCUCACUUGACAAAGGAUGCUGCCCAUGAUGAGGUUAUGUACAUUCUCGACCUGUACGCCCAAAUCUACGAGGAGCUCCUGGCUGUCCCCGUGGUCAAGGGUCAAAAGACAGAGAAGGAGAAGUUUGCUGGUGGUCUGUACACUACCACGGUUGAAGGUUAUAUCCCGGCUACUGGCCGUGGUAUCCAAGGUGGUACAUCCCACGGUCUUGGCCAGAACUUCAGUAAGAUGUUCAACAUCACCGUUGAGGAUCCCUCCACCAAGGGCGAUGAGAAGAAGCCCCCUCUUCACGUGUGGCAGAACUCUUGGGGUCUGUCCACCCGUACACUUGGUGUCAUGGUCAUGAUCCACAGUGAUAACCGUGGUCUGGUCCUCCCUCCUCGUGUCGCAGACACUCAAACCGUUAUUGUCCCUGUCGGUAUUACAGCCAAGACCAGCGAUGAGGAGCGCCAGAAGUUGUACGCCGAGGUCGAGGGCCUGGUCAAUGUCCUCACCGCUGCUGGUGUCCGCGCCAUUAGCGACUUGAGAGAAGGCUACUCUCCUGGGUGGAAGUUUAACGACUGGGAGCUCCGUGGUGUGCCACUGCGUAUCGAAUUCGGUCCCGGUGAGUCCGCCGGCCAGUUCGUCACUGCUGCUCGUCGUGACAUUCCGGGCAAGGACGGCAAGGCCAGCAUCCCUAUUGCCGAGCUUUCUACUGCAGUCCCCGCUGUGCUGGAGCAAAUCCAGCAGGAUCUGUACAAGCGUGCAGAUGAUGAGUUCCGCAGUCACCGCAAGCUUAUUACCAACUGGGACGAAUUCACCCCCGCUCUUAACGACAAGAACGUCUGUGUCAUCCCCCACUGCCUCACCGAGGAGUGCGAGGACCAGAUCAAGGAAAUGAGCGCACGCAAGGCAGAGGAAGACUCCGGCGUUGCUCAAGAUGCCAAAGCCCCCAGCAUGGGUGCCAAGUCCCUGUGCAUUCCCUUCGAGCAGCCUGAGGGUAUCACCGCUGGCGAGACCAAGUGUGUCAACCCCAAGUGCACCCGGCUCGCCGAGAAAUGGUGCAUGUUCGGACGUUCAUACUAAGCGCAAUAGAUCGCCUUGGUCUUAUCUGCAUCAAUGUCAAAUAGCACCUAGCAGGCGCAUUAGAACAAGCACUAUGAGUUUGAUGACAACAUUUUCUUUAAGUCCCUUUUUGUAUCUCAGGUAUUCGAUUUGUAUUGUGCCCGGCAAACAGGACAUCGUUCAAGUAAGACAGACACAUAAUCAAGAAAAGAGGAAGAGACAAUUAUAUCCGACGCGAGUUUUAUGGAGUGUGUGCGGUUAAAAGAUGAUAUACCUUUGCAGUUUACAGGUUGGGGUCGGGGGUUGUCGUUUUGAAGCUAGUUAGCGGGUGGAAAUGAAAUGAGCUACGACUAAUUGACGUGGUCUUGAUCUUCUACUAGUUUAUCAUGGUAUAAUUCAAGAGUCUUGAUCUCAAUUGAUAGUUUUACUUAGA